Uranotaenia lowii is the source of this 3521-nucleotide messenger RNA. RefSeq names its product ATP-binding cassette sub-family G member 1. Bases 1028 to 2962 code for a protein of 644 amino acids. Gene Ontology annotation, cellular component: plasma membrane. Lineage: Eukaryota; Metazoa; Arthropoda; Insecta; Diptera; Culicidae. The transcript is spliced from 12 exons. Gene Ontology annotation, molecular function: ABC-type transporter activity; ATP binding; ATP hydrolysis activity. The record is from RefSeq and is a predicted model, not a curated record.
AAAGUUUAGUUCUAGUGCGUACGCGAGCCCGGCCGGACGUGUUCUGAUUAGUUUUUAAAUUGGCAGGCAUUUUGUGCGAUUCAGUCUGUACGAGUUCAGACAUUGUUAUCAGUCCAAGGAACAGUGUUGCACAAAUCUUCUAAUUUACGAGAAGUGCUCAUAUGUGUUUCAGAUUUUGAACCCAAGUGCAAGGGAGGGAAGUUGUUUGGGUAACUGGGAAGUGCUCAAGUGCGUCUGGUAUCAAUUGAAUUGAAAUUUUGUUCCAGUUUGGUGAUAUUUGCAUAAACCUUUACGUGUGUGGUAGACCUUUCGAAAUAAAAAAAACAACAAACGGUGAACUAAAAGUUUUUCGUUCAAAUAAGAAUCAAUUCCGCCGCUGAAGGGAAGUGGAAGAUCACUAAGACGCGAUAGUUUUUCGCCAGGCAAAAAAGAAAAACGCAUUCGUUUGUUGAGGCCUCAAUCAACUAAACAGUUAACGGUUAAAUAGGGUAAAUAACGACCCAGAAGCUCUGAUGUGUGUUUGAAUUUGAGUGUGCAAAUGUACCGCCCGAUGUUUAACAGAGACCGACUAAUAGUCCAGCAGCUGCAGCAACAAGAUCAUUAAUUAGUCAUCUCCCGAGGAACCCUUCGGAAGUCAGAUAUUGAUUGUGACCUCCAACCAUCACGUGGAAUUUCUGAGCCUUACCUGAACCGAUUGAUGGCCGCCGGUGGGUGAUAAUGAUGAAACACUGCAACAACAACAGCCAGCAGCUUACUUAAAUAGUCGCAGUCUUAGUACCUACCUAAUUGUAAAGUGAUAGCUACUGAUUUGCCAGCCGUCUUUUUUCCUUCUAGUUCUGUUCUGAUGCCAGUUCGAAUAAAUUAGAUUCGGCGCGUGUGAUUUCUGUGAUUGAAGCAAUGGGAUUAGCUUAUAGUUUGAUUUGAUUAGAUUUUCGUGUACAACUGCUGGGCAUUAUUUAGUAUCUUUCGACGUGGAAGCUGUUUGAAUUGUGUACUUUGAGGUGACGUUAUUCUCGGAAGCUCAACUAUGGAUAUCACCUUCGAUAACGUAUACUACACCGUUUCCGUUGGGAAAAAAGACAAAAAAACCGUUCUCAAUGGAGUCUCCGGAAAGUUCAACGGAGGAGAGCUGACGGCCAUAAUGGGUCCAUCGGGUGCUGGGAAAUCCUCGCUGCUGAACAUUCUCACUGGAUAUACAACGACCGGCGUCAAGGGUUCGCUAAAUAUCGGCUCCGGCACCGGAAGUAUAGGUGGCCAGAAGCUGUGCAGCUACAUCCUGCAGGAGGACAACCUACAUCCGUACUUCACCGUUCAGGAGAUCAUGACGAUGGCGUGCGAUUUGAAGAUUUCAUCCGGAUGCUUGAAGCAGGGCGACAAACAGAGGCUGAUCGACAACAUCCUGGAUACUUUGCAUCUCAAGUUCACCAAACUGACACGGUGCGGAAAUCUCUCCGGUGGCCAAAAGAAGCGCCUAUCAAUUGCGCUGGAGCUUAUCGACAAUCCGCCGGUGCUCUUCCUGGACGAACCGACCACAGGCCUGGACAGCUCGUCAUCGCUGUACACCAUCAAACUGCUUCAGGGUCUGGCCAGGGAGGGUCGAACCAUCGUCUGUACCAUCCAUCAACCUUCGGCCACCGUUUACGAGAUGUUUGAUCACGUGUAUGCCCUUGCCGGAGGCCACUGCGUGUACCAGGGAUCGGCCCUGAAUACGGUGCCCUAUUUGAGCAGCGUCGGGCUGCAGUGUCCCCAGUAUCACAAUGCAGCUGAUUAUUUACUUGAAGUGGCGAACAACGAGUACGGAAAUUUCAUCAACGCCCUCUCGAAAGCGGCCAUCGAUUGCCACUGGCGGAAGAUUGAUCCGCUCCCUAGGAUUUUGGCCAGUACCACGGCUCCACACUACCUGCAGUAUGAUCGGAAUCAUAACGAUGGUUCCGCGACGACGGACAUCGGUGGCGGUGGCUGUGAGAUGACACCCGUUUAUCAAACUACUGUGUCCCCCCUCCCACACAAGACUGACCCCGGCAACGACCGGAAGCCAUCCGGGCUAGAUCCGUUGGAGUUCGCGCUUCUGCAGACUAGCCAACCACCACUGAAGCCGGAACAACAACUAAAGCUACGAAGCCCGUCCGAAUUUACCAAACUGUUGAUUCUUAUGAAACGGUGCAACGUGCAGCUGUACCGGGAUUGGACCGUCACCCACCUGAAGCUGUUUUUCCACAUCGUGUGUGCCGUCGUGGUUGGUCUCCUAUUUGGUGAUUCCGGCGUCAACGGAACCAAAAGUGUGUCCAACGUGGCCUCGUUUGUGGUGCACAUUCUCUACCUAUGGUACACGACCCUGAUGCCGGGGGUUUUGAAAUUUCCGUCCGAAAUGAAAAUUCUCAAGAAGGAAUCAUUCAACAAUUGGUACAAAAUCCGCACGUACUUCAUCGCCACCAUGUUGACGGCCCUACCGGUCCAGAUUUUCUUCGCAAUAGUUUACAGCUCGAUAGUGUUCAUGCUAACCCAGCAGCCGCUCGAGUCGGACCGAUUUCUGAUGUUCCUGGCCGUCCUGAUCCUGAACACUAUUGUGGCCGAUGGUUACGGCGUGUUUCUGGGGACUUUCCUUAACCAAAUUAACGGCACCUUCAUCGGAGCCAUCACCACCUGUUACAUGCUGGUGUUUUGCGGUUUCCUGAUUAUGUUCUCGCACAUGUCCGAGGUUAUGAAGGCCUUCAGCUAUCUUUCGACGCUCCGAUACGGGCUGGAGGGACUGGUGCUGGCCAUGUACGACAACGGCCGGACCAAUAUGGUUUGCCCCGAGGACGAGAUGUACUGUCACUACGUCAAAGCGACCACGAUCCUGCGGGACCUCGGAAUGACCCCAGCCAACUACGAGUUCAACGUGAUCAUGCUGGCGAUCCAGUUUGUGGCCAUCAAGAUAGUCGGCUUCUGGUCCCUGAAACGGAAAAUGCGAAGCGGUUAACGAAUCUACAUAAAGACAACUAUUUAUUCCUUAUUCCAUUAGGUGUAUCACACGUCUUAUAGUCGAUAUUUUGAGAUAACUAGAGGAAAUGCAUGUGAAUAGAGUGCCAAAAACUUGCCGUUUGAAAACAGUUUGAAUGUAAGAUGUUUAAAGAUUUUUUUCUACACCCUUUCUCGAACGAAUCAGGUUUUGAUAUGAUUGUUGCAAAUAUUUUGUUUGAUUUAAUCGAUAGACUGCUGGAUAGUACUGUUGAAAUCUUAACAAAAAUAAAAGAAAAUCAAAAUUAAACAAAAAAUCAUAGCAAUACAAGUGAAAAAGCAUUUCCAAAACUGAAACUAGGAACAUAUCGAAAUAUAUCAACAACACAAGCCACAAGUACAAGUAUCAAGGAUCAAUUAGGAAACUACUUAGACUUAGGGGGAUUAUUGCACUUAAUAAAAUGUAAACGAGAACAAAAAGCAUAUAAAAAAAAGUUGAAGCGAACCACCGGAAUGUGAUAAUUUUACAGUUGAAUCAUGUACUUUCAAAUAUAUUUAGCAUUGGAUGUGCAUUUUUGUAA